Molecule: messenger RNA, 900 nt
Organism: Phytomonas sp. Hart1
Lineage: Eukaryota; Euglenozoa; Kinetoplastea; Trypanosomatida; Trypanosomatidae
Source: the annotation of a GenBank genome assembly
AUGAACACAACUCUGAACACGAAGCGUGAUGUGCGUGAACAUGCGAAGGUGACUCUUGAGCCCUUACUAGAGGACGACACAAUUGACGCCGAAGAUCUCAAGCUACUGGUGAAGUCCGUAACAGACGCGAUCGCCCUGCCCACCACUCCCUCACACGUGCAGCACCAGACCCUAGAGCAGCUCCUGAGGAAACUAGAAGCGGUGGGUGCGGGUGCGGAUGUGUUACAGCGCAUUCGGGCGCGCCUGCCCUCUCCUCCUGAGGAGGCGCAAACGCCCCCAAAGGCAGGGGGAGGGUCCUGCGACGCCCAGCCAAGGCCUGCGCUCUUCGACCUCGGCGCGUUGAAAGCGCACAUGUCUAAAAAGCGCGAGGAGCUCCAUCAGCAAAAGCAGCUGGCCGCCAAACAGCCCCCCGGCGAGGGCGAGGGGGAAGGCGGGAUCGACCACACGGAAGGGCAGGGAGGGGAGGCAUCGAAGGCGAGCAGCGGGCCGCACUCAGAGGACGUGGCGACGAUGCCCAGCCUUCUACCUGACGCCCCCGCGGACUUGGCGAGCCCCAGCGAGGGCACAGCGCGGGCCCCCCUAUCCGGAGGGGCGUCGGUGGAGGCCAGCCGGGGGGCGCGCACGGCACCGAUUUCGCUCACCGCGGCCCCCGUCGAGGAUGACCUCUAUGCAGACCUUGUCCCCCUCCCGCGGGAGCGCGCAGACUUCGACGGCGGGCACCGGGGAGUGACACGUGGCUGGCGGGGCCGCGGCGGCUGGCGAGGGGGGCUGCGACCAUCUUACGACGAAACAUUCAACCCGUUCUACCCCUCACCAGAGGGAUACGUCCCGCAGCGGGCCUCAAAAAACUGGCAAGGGUAUAAUGCCCAUGAUUAUAACUACUAUUCAUACCCUUACUAA